CAGGAAUUCAUUCGCAACAGCCAGGUUUCCCUCCUGCCCCUGCCACAACAUACACACUGCAGGGCGCAUGCGCUACCCCAGCCGCCAUGUUGUGUCCUUAACAAAAACUGGGUGACGGGAGCAGAAGGAGCAAGUGUGAGGGAUUAAAUGAGACCUGGGACCCGAAACCUGAGCUCCGAUGCGGGCUGGAGAUUCCGGGGGUCCGGGGGAAAAUAAUCGGAAAGCGGCCUCCCUCCAUCACUGAAAAGCUGGCGAGAAAGCAGCGGUUGCUCCAAGGAAAUCUUCACCAAAACCAUUUCUUUGCUACCUUUGAAGUUCUCGCUGCAGAUGAUAUACUGAGCCUUGUGCCUUUUUGUACACAAGAAUAUAUAUUGCAAGAAAGAUCAAUUAGUUCACCGGAAGGAACGGUUAACUCUAAAAGAUUGCACAUUUGAGGACAAAAAACUGAUUAAGGGAUCAGCAUCAUGUCUAUCACCAAUACCCCGACUAGUAAUGAUGCAUGCCUGAGCAUCGUACACAGUUUGAUGUGUCAUCGACAAGGUGGAGAAAGUGAAACUUUUGCCAAAAGAGCCAUUGAGAGCUUGGUCAAAAAGCUGAAGGAGAAAAAAGAUGAGCUUGAUUCAUUAAUCACAGCUAUAACAACAAAUGGCGCUCACCCCAGCAAAUGUGUCACAAUACAGAGAACGCUAGAUGGAAGGCUCCAGGUUGCUGGACGUAAAGGUUUUCCACAUGUGAUUUAUGCUAGGCUCUGGAGAUGGCCUGAUCUUCAUAAAAAUGAACUCAAACAUGUAAAAUAUUGUCAGUAUGCAUUUGACCUGAAAUGUGACAGUGUCUGCGUGAACCCUUAUCACUAUGAGCGUGUGGUUUCUCCUGGCAUUGAUCUCUCAGGAUUGACGCUGCAAAGCUCAGGUCCAACAAGCCUUUUAGUCAAAGAUGAAUUUGUAAAUGAUUAUGUGCAAGUUGAAGGACCGCCGCCUCUGAUGAAUACUGAAGGACAUUCUUUGCAAACUAUUCAGCAUCCACCCAGCACCAGGCAACCAACUGAAAGUUAUAGUGGACCAGCCAUGUUAACACCAGCAGAGCCCAGUACUCCGAGCACCACCAAUUUCCCCAGCAUUCCUGUUGCUACCACGAGUCAGCCAAGCAACAUGUUGCCAGUGAACCACAGUGACGGAUUAAUACAGAUUGCCUCGGGGCCUCAGCAAACAACACAGCAGAAUGGCUUUCCAGCACAACCAGCAACUUACCAUCACAAUAGCACUACAACUUGGACUGGAAACAGAACAGCAACAUUUACUCCUAACAUGCCUCAUCACCAGAAUGGACAUCUUCAACACCAUACCCCUAUACACCAUACCGGCCAUUACUGGGCGGUACAUAAUGAACUUGCCUACCAGCCACCCAUAUCUAAUCAUCCAGUUCCUGAAUACUGGUGCUCUAUUGCCUACUUUGAGAUGGACGUACAGGUUGGAGAAACAUUCAAGGUGCCAUCUAGCUGUCCUGUGGUUACUGUGGAUGGAUAUGUGGAUCCUUCUGGGGGUGAUCGCUUCUGUCUAGGCCAGCUCUCCAAUGUUCACAGAACCGAAGCCAUUGAAAGAGCCAGGUUACACAUUGGGAAAGGUGUGCAAUUAGAAUGCAAAGGGGAAGGAGACGUUUGGGUACGAUGUUUGAGCGAUCAUGCCGUUUUUGUGCAGAGCUACUACUUGGAUCGAGAAGCUGGGCGUGCACCUGGAGAUGCAGUUCAUAAGAUAUACCCAAGUGCAUAUAUUAAGGUGUUUGAUUUGCGUCAGUGUCACCGUCAGAUGCAACAGCAGGCUGCUACUGCUCAGGCUGCAGCCGCUGCUCAGGCAGCAGCUGUUGCUGGAAACAUUCCUGGACCGGGUUCAGUGGGAGGUAUUGCCCCAGCUAUUAGUUUGUCUGCUGCAGCUGGAAUCGGAGUGGACGAUCUGCGCCGUCUAUGCAUUCUCAGGAUGAGCUUUGUUAAAGGCUGGGGACCUGAUUACCCAAGACAAAGCAUUAAAGAAACCCCUUGCUGGAUUGAAAUCCACCUACAUCGUGCCCUUCAGUUGCUGGAUGAAGUGCUUCACACCAUGCCAAUUGCAGAACCACAACCCCUGGACUGAGUUGCUCUGUGGCAGUCACUGUCUUGCUUGGGUGGGGUGGGGAGAAGACUAGAGUUCCGCCUUGCUUAAAAACUGAUGUAUUUUACCAUUGUUCAGCAUAUUCUUUCAGAACAAAAAGGUAUGCAAAAAAAACCAAACAAAACUACUGUUUAUUUUCUCUCAAGACAAGAAACCCAGUAUUUUAGCUUAUGUCUUUGUUUUUUUUUAUACAUAUGUUGAAACUCCACCAGUAUGGUUCUCAGCUUGUAUUAUUUGUAACAGACUGCAUUUUAGUUACCAGGAAUAAUGUCCUACAUAUAAAUUCUAUGAAGAAUGCUUAAUUUGGUUUAGCAACAGGCUGUUCAAUUAUUUGAAGUGAGAUACUUUUUCCGAGUCCAAGUUGAACUUCUGCGGUGGUGGGGGGAGGGUGCGGUUGGGUAGUGGAGACUGAGGUUGGUGGGAUGAAAUGUAGGAGUGCGGAUGGAUUUAUUUUUGCUGCCUGUGCUGGAAGAGGCAGCACAAGUAAAGGGGGGAUGUAUUUUAAGUUAAGGAAAGGACAUUGUUUUUGAUUUAUGUUUUAGAAAUUUCCAGAGCAGUCAAAAACUGAUUUAAAACUAGGAAGAUGGUUGGCAACCUUGUAUAGCAGUGGAGUUCAUGCAUUAUAGCAAGGUGACCAGUCUCUAGCUACUCUUCACAGAUCCAGGCUUUCUUUAUUUGCAAGAACACCUGUAUUGGCACUUUAUUCAAAUUUUUUUUUAUAUACUGCACCCUUGAGAGAUCUCCUCUGCAGAGAGUUGUUUGUAUUGUACAGUUUGUUGUUCACCAUUAAUAUAAGUUAGCUUCCUUAUUUUUUAGUUUGAAUUUUCUUUGAUUUCUUUUUUUUUGCAUGUGGCCAUUGUUUACUAACUUGCUUUGGCCAAAGUUUUCAGAAUGCACACAGCUUAUGAUCAGAAAGGAGGUUCAAAAAGUACUUCUGAUCAAAGGGGAAAAAAAUAACUUUUAUAAGGAGUCCAGAUCUUGUUAAUAACACUAAAACAAAAGGUGGAACUUUUUCCCCAUGUGCUAUUCAGUAGUAUCUGACACUGAAACAUCUGUGUUCUUUGUUUUCUUUAUCCCCACCAACUAACCCAUUCUAUUUUAACCAGUUACGGGGUGAGCAAGAAAAGACUAACUUUGUCAGUGAUGUUCCCUGUAAGAUGGGUCUUUUCAGCAUUUGAUGAUGGUGAAUAUUGUUAAGAAUUGCAGCCAAAUUAAAUUUUAUUUUGUUAUUUUUAACAGGUCAUACUGUAUAAAUAGAUGUUUUGAACUUCAUUUUAUAAAAAUUGUUCAGCAGUGUUGAUCCUUAAUGCAAUUGGCCCUAAAAUGGUUCUCGAAAAAUGACAUCACCUCAAAUUGCUUCUACCAUUAUCACCAGCAGUGUUACAGAGUGCAAAUAUUUUCAUCAGAUGCAACCUAAAUUUGGACAUUCAGAAUCUGAAUUGUGUUAUUAGAUGUUUUCCAGUUUGGUUGGGCAUAAUAUACAAGUUUCGAGCAUUAUCCUUUACUGAUAUCCAAAUUGGAGCAAAGAAUGAGAUGCCCAAAACUGUGUGUCUUUGAAUAUUUCACAUUAUUGAAAUCUAAAUUAUUUUAUUUGGUGCUCUUGAUUGCAUCUGCUGAUUGGUUUCUGUGAAAUACAAUGAUACCACCAUUUCAGGUGAAACCAAAUCUAAAAUGAAGUGUACCUCUUAUGAAACAUUUGUAAUUUUUACAGGAAUUAAGUGAAGAUAGGAAGCUAUCAAUUUACAUCUGUUUUUAACAAAAUCACAUUGUCUUUGAAAUGCUUGUCUAUAUUGUUGAAUGUGUGACCAUCCAGGAAUGCAAUGAAUCAUAACAUGAGUACAAGAUUUUUUUUUGCACACCCCUCCUUAAAAUGUUGAAUCUGGAAUUAUGUGCUUUCUGGUUACUAGCUAUUAUUUAAAUUGCAAGUGAUUUGUUAUUGUAAAGUUUCUAAAACUUUAAGGGGUAAGGGGGAAUUGCUGGCAAACUUUUUUUCCUCCCUUUUUUGAUGUGUAUGUGUGCACAUUUCUCAAAUUCUUUACACUAUGCUUAGGCACCAUUUGUAUCUAGAGACUACUAGAAACCAAGUAUUAUUAGGUAACUUAAAACAACACAUGGUAAAGGUCUGAAAUAUCUAUCUAGGAAUAGUAAAGAUGGCCCUUUUUCUUGCAUUAGAGUUGCAUUGGAUUAUGGUAUUUAUUAAAACUAAUGUGCAAGAGAUCGUGCAGUGACAUUACACGGGUUAGAAUGAAAUAAUAGCAAUGAGUUCCAACGAGAUGACUGAGUGCCUGUCUCGCACAUGUAUUUUAAUUUGCAUUGGGGGGAAAAUUGUGAUACCUUGUACGUAGACUUAUUCAGAAUACUAAUUUUCUUUAUUUAAAUUUAGGAAUACUUUUCAGUUUGAAAGUUACAAAUACCCAACUUUUAAAAGCUGAAUAAAAAAAAACCUUGAACUCAUCAAGCCCAAGCUGCUUUCUGUGAGUCCAGUCAGCAUUGUAGGUUCUUAUGAUUGUCUCUUCUAGUAAGUGAGCAGGUGGAAAAUACAACAAAAAAAUCCUUUCACACAAGAGAUAACAGCCUUGGAAGGGAUUACCAAUCUUUUAAAGAAGGGAAAAAUAUGGCAUCUACAAUUUAUUUUUGUUGUAAUAGACUGACCAAGGCCAUACAUGUUGACUGAGCUCAAUUAAGACUUGAGAAGAAUAAUUCAUUGUGCAUCAAAAUAGCAAACUGUAUUUGUCCAUAUUAAUUGUUAUCCAAAAUUAAGAUUGUACAUGUUACUUUAAUACCAGAUCUUUUAACAAGGCUUUAUUAGUGAGUCAGGCAUUCUGAAGAGUGUUAUUUUGAGUCACUGUUUGAUUGGUGAUGGGAUGGCAUUGACUGCACAUGGCAGCACUGGAAAUCUGUCUGGGGUAGAACAAUUUUAACAAAAUGUCAUUGAAUGUUUUGGUUGGAGCAAGUAAUGUAUGCAUUUUAUCUUUUAAGCAACUAGUAUAAAUAAAAUAUUUGCGAAGAAUAAUACUUUUCAUUUAUACAGCCUCUUUCUUAAAAUUAUCUAUAAAUUUAGAUAUUUUAUUCAUCCUGAAAUAUUGUACAUCUCCAAGUAAUGUAGACUGAUU
This is a messenger RNA of Pristis pectinata (smalltooth sawfish), 5254 nucleotides long. It is a transcript of the gene smad4b, whose product is annotated as SMAD family member 4b. Bases 465 to 2123 code for a protein of 552 amino acids. Gene Ontology annotation, molecular function: RNA polymerase II cis-regulatory region sequence-specific DNA binding; DNA-binding transcription factor activity, RNA polymerase II-specific; I-SMAD binding. Gene Ontology annotation, cellular component: heteromeric SMAD protein complex. The record is from RefSeq and is a predicted model, not a curated record. Gene Ontology annotation, biological process: anatomical structure morphogenesis; regulation of transcription by RNA polymerase II; cell differentiation. The transcript has 12 exons. NCBI's taxonomy places the organism in Eukaryota, Metazoa, Chordata, Chondrichthyes, Rhinopristiformes, Pristidae.